This is a messenger RNA of Alosa sapidissima (American shad), 6364 nucleotides long. It is a transcript of the gene purg, whose product is annotated as purine-rich element binding protein G. The record is from RefSeq and is a predicted model, not a curated record. Gene Ontology annotation, cellular component: nucleus. Gene Ontology annotation, molecular function: DNA-binding transcription factor activity, RNA polymerase II-specific; RNA polymerase II transcription regulatory region sequence-specific DNA binding; purine-rich negative regulatory element binding. The transcript has a single exon. The coding region runs from base 1442 to 2449 and encodes 335 amino acids. Lineage: Eukaryota; Metazoa; Chordata; Actinopteri; Clupeiformes; Clupeidae. Gene Ontology annotation, biological process: regulation of transcription by RNA polymerase II.
GAUGUUAUCAUCCAACACCUCACUGGUGAGGAGAUGAGGGCUGAUUACGAUUCUGAAUUAUGCAAAUGCAAAGAUACCAUACAUCGUCACGUGUAGGCUAUUUCAAAGGAAUCAUAAGUAUAACUAUAUGUAAAUAAAUUCAUAUUUUUUUUAAAUAGAUGGCUUCUUGGUAUAAGUUUAGAAAUAAUGCACACAGAAUGAAAUAGAAUUGUGGAUUGCACAAUUCUGUUUUAUUCUGACCACAAGGAUAUUGCUGUGCACUGUUGCCUGAGGUCCAGUAUAUUGCCAUGACUAUUCAACACAAGUAAAGCAGUUGAUAAUGCUAAAACUCACACAGGAGGAUACAUAAGCAAACGUUCAUGUAAAAUACAUCAGUUACAUAUAGAGGAGGGGCUAUCAAGCUCAUUAUUGUAGACUCCUGGUAGUAGCCUACAGUGAUUUAAAUCAGCCAAAGCACUGACUUGGUUAGUGUCUUGCUGUCUGCUAAAAUGAUCAACUCAGGACAGCGCGACUGCUACUCAGAAUGGCAAUAUUGGUGCCCAGAAGCAUUUAAUAUAGGCUGGAAUAUGUGGAAAUCAAAUUCAAAUUCACUUUCGGAUUGCAUUAGAAUAGGUAUAUCUGGUGUUUAGUAUCACAGAUCAAAUUCAAUCUGAUUGCAAUAUGCCAGUGAACAUAAAGUGAAUAAAUAGGCUAUGAGUUAAAAGCUUAAUGUCUGGACUGCAAAAUAUGGUAAAACUGCAUGCAUAAUGUUUUCAGGAGAGUUCCCGAAUGUUGCUCUCUAAAUGCAGAAUAGGCUCUACCCUAGUGCGUAAAACCUGCAAGAAAAUACUUCAGUCGGUGUGCAUUAAUCCUGCACAAAAAGUCAUCUGAGGUAAAAGCACCCCUGCCUGUCCUGCACUGAAACAGAAAAUCCAAAAUGUGGUGCCCAUGCUUAGCGAGUGUAAUUUAAAGCAAUAAGAUCAGCAUAUAAUAAAAACUCAGCGCUCAGCCCAAACCUGUACUCCGUCCCUUUAAAACUGAGUGUACACGGGAAGGGAGGGGGAUGGGUCAUUGAGUUCAUUCUGCGCCUUCAUAGAAGCAGCGCCCUCUAAAGAGACCCUGGAUUGGAUGAAUUUUCUCUGGCUUCUUUCAUCGAGCUUGCAUGGAUAACUGUCAGAUAAUUGGAAAGGGAGAAAUAACUAGCUAACUAAGUAUGGUGGAAAAUCGGUGUGACUUCCAACGCAGCGCUUGACCUUUAUUCGGACAGAGUGGCUCGAUCAGCUGAUGUCUCUAGCCGGGUAGCUGCCAUUUUCAGGUCAAUCGAGGUAUCUUUCAAACUUGUCGCGAGCUUAAGAUGGCAAGCUGAAUAAUUAAAUGUACACUCUAUCGACAGCCCGAUAGAAUGGAAAUGGAGAGGAAUACGGCGUGUCUUCUACUCGGCGGUGGUAUAAUUUGAGUUAUAAUGGCUGAUACUAGAGGGAUGGAAAGAGGUAGACUAAGGAUUACAUCAGAUUCCUCUCCUAGAGGCGCGUAUCCACAGCAGUACAUUCACCCUGGCACUCAGCAGGGCAUAGACAUUCAAGAGCUUGCCUCCAAGCGAGUCGACAUUCAGAAGAAACGUUUCUAUUUGGACGUAAAACAGAGUGCGAGGGGGCGAUUCCUCAAAAUUGCCGAGGUUUGGAUUGGGAGAGGCAGACAUGAUAACAUCCGAAAGAGCAAGCUGACGCUCUCUAUGUCAAUGGCACCCGACCUGAGGUAUAGCCUUGGAGACUUCAUAGAUUAUUAUGCUCACAUUGGGCUGCGCGGUGGCCAGGUGCCACGACCAGAGGAGCAAAGCAAUGGCCAAGGCCGUCCGCAUGAGCCUCGUAGAAGACAGCAGGAUCACGUACCACCAGUCUCUCCCACCGGUUCAGCAGCAUCGGAAGAGCAUACCCACCGGGUUCUGAAAAGUGAAUUAAUUGAGAGGGACAACCGCAAAUACUAUCUAGACUUGAAGGAGAAUCAACGGGGCAGGUUCCUGCGCAUCAGGCAGAUUGUCAGCAGAGGACAUGGUACCAUGGGAUACUAUGGCCAGGGAAUAGAGCAGACCAUAGUGUUACCAGCACAAGGGCUUAUCGAAUUCAGAGAUGCACUCUCACAACUGAUAGAAGACUACGGCGACGAAGACACUGAUGAACGUAGUAGAGUUGCCCGGAACCACGACGAAUCUCCCGAGCUUCCGGAGGCAGCAUCAUUUCGAGUUGACAAUAAGCGCUUCUAUUUCGACGUUGGUUCCAACAGGUACGGUGUAUUUUUAAAGAUAAGUGAGGUACGACAGCCAUACCGUAACACCAUCACUGUUCCUCUCAAAGCCUGGGCUAGAUUUGGAGAAAACUUCAUUAGGUACGAGGAAGAAAUGCGGCGGAUUUUCUCGUGUCACAAAGAGAAGAGGACAGAGGCGCGCGCAGAUAGUGAAGAACAAGAGGAUUGAUGAAAGCGCACGAUGAUUUGAUUGAGGCACCUGAAAAAAGCGGAACAUGACAAUAACCUCUAGUUUAUACAAUAUCUCUUUUCAGAUAAUUUACCUCUUAAUCUGUACUGUACAAAACUGUACUUAGUUGUCCUAAUUUCGUCGAUCUCUAGGUCAGUUAAAGUCUGUCAGAAUGUGCAGGCCCAAGGCAACCUCACUGACGUAAGGAACCAAUAGGGACUCAAACAGUAGAUAUUUGCUGUUGUAGAUAUUCCCACAAAAAAUUCUGUCCCCAGUUAAACUGCUAUUGAUGCGCCACCUGAUGAUUAUGAGAUAGGCUAACACGCGUGUCAAUUAUCAGGCAUGGUCGUAUAACCGUCAAUAAUAGCAAUGCCCUGAGCGCACAGGUUGCUAGUUAGUUAUUAAAUUGGGAAUGAUUUGCCCACACUAAUAGCCGACGCCAUACCAAUUCACAGUUGUCUAUAGGCUUCAAGCAGUCAUUUAUUGUGAGAUAGUGAGUAAUAUAUGAUGCAAGCAGAUAGUGAUUAAUGAUGUAAGCAGAUGUCAAUCAAGAGAAAUGUUGAUCAAUGGUGAAAGUCUAUAUGCCUUUGUUUCUCUGCUGCUAUUAAAAUAAUGCCCAGACCAAGCUAGUUCACAGGGGUUAGUAACAGACACUCUAUAACAGGUUAACAUUACUGAUGAACAGUCUGUCCUUAGCCUUAACAAUCUGCUUGUGGCUUGGUGUAUCUUAAAUGACUAAGCAUCGCAAAGCCUUUUAAACAAUUUGGAUACUUGAAAGAAAUGUAAUUUUGCCCCUAAACCUAUGUCAAAUUCAUGGCAUUAUAGUUCACUUUGGCAAUUGUAAGUAAAUUUGCAGUACAGUUUUUUUAUAUAUAGAAUUUAACCAUAGCUUGUGAAAUCAUGUGCAAUGUUUGAGCUGAGCAUUUUUGCCCAUGCUCUCAGUUUAGCUAAAAAGCCAAUGGAAAAAAAAACUUUCUCAUAAGAUUUUACAUUUCUUUUGCGAAUCACAUAUAAAAAUUAUGAUCUUACAUGUGCAGCUUCAUUCAAGCAGCGGGUUUUAAAAAAGAAAAUGAUGCAAAACUGGAACAAUGAAGAUUUUUUUGCUGUGCAUACAUAGUUGUAGUUGCAUUACCUAAUUCCUACUUUAUCUGAAGCUGUUGAUUUUUAUACUGUUAUAGGCUAAUUUCAAACAGCCACCAUUACCCUCAGCAACACCACAGCAAAACAAGGCCUUCCAAGUAAUAAGUCAAUGGGCAUCAUUCAGAUGCUAGGCUAGGUUUUACACUGCUUAAACAAAUCCUGGGGGGCAUUAUACAAUAACUAAAAGAGUAUUAUUGAGUGCUUUUUCGCAAGGUUUGGCUAUGACAGUAAUUCUGUUAAUACACAAUGAUGACAAUUUUCAUUGGAUAAAUCAUAGGCCUAUAUCACAAAAACACAGUGAAUGCAAGGCCCCUAUUAUAGAGUUUGAUCUAUUUUAACAGAAUGCCCAGUUGGUAGCUAGGCUAUUAACACAUUCUGGGAAAUUUAGUGUAUGUUUGAAUGAAUGGCAGAGACAGUUGGAACAGGUGGAUAACAACAAGAGACAGCUAAAUCAUACAUACAUAAACACACAGAGCUGUAUUGUAACAAUGAGCCUUGCGCCAAAACUAAUUUCGAUCUGUGAUUGUGAUUCAGCAAACAUUAUGAUUCCCAUCACUAUUCACAGUCAGUUUUUCUUCCUCAUUUUUUCCCCCUCAAAUUGGGAAAAUAAUUUUAAAGAUCACUAAAGAAAUAUUUUACAUGUAUAAAGGUAUUUCUGGUUUGUUUAAUCUGUGAAUACACAUAAAUGUACAUUUUAUCAUGACGGUGAUAUUUAUGGGUGGUAGUACACAUAAACACUCAGCCUGAUUUAUAUAUAGAUUCUAUUAAGGGCUUCAGUGCACUCAGUAGUUUUGUAAAAGGGCAUUACAUUCUACCUGAUUCCUCUGGUCUACAGAGUGAAGCAAUUUUAGUCCACAUUUUUUUGUAGCAUUGAUUACAUCUGCUAUGAAAAAAACAGAUAAAUUAAGUGCUCUGGAGAGAAAUGUGCAUUGACCUCAGCUCUUGUCAUCAUCUUUACAAGUAUAUAUAUACUGUAACUUUUUCAUGCUGUUGUCAAUGUUAAGUCUAAGUUGGUUUCCAAUUUUUGAAAAUGUGAUUCUGUAAAGAGUGACCUUCCUGUGUUGUAGCUCUAUGUCUGUCCACAUGGAUUGCUAACAGAAAAUAAGUAUAAGGAGCCACAUGUUGUUUUACGUACUUUGAAUUUGGCCGUGGCAGCCUCUGGUAGGGGUAGUAUUUGAAAUUCACAUCAGUUUUAACCAUCAACUCAAACACCAUGUGGAAAACAGUUGCAUGAGAAGCACAAGAUAAACUUGUGAGGUCACUGAGAAAGCACCUGGCAGAUUCUUAUUCAUUUGAAAGGAGUUUUGUAAAAAGAAAAAAAGAGAAGUAAUGACAAAUAUGCCUAUAGAAAAUACUUUUUAAAGCACAAAUAUUCCCCCAAUAUCAGAAAAAUUAUUAUUUACUUUUCUUUAUUCAUUUCUAUACUAACAGGUUUGUGUAAAUGGUGUGGUGCAUACACUGAUAACAUGUCACUGUCUGUCUGAAAAAUAAUCACUUUGUGCUUCUAUUAUCAAAAGAGGUUGACUACUGUCAACGACAUUCAACAAUAUUUGAUAUUUUAUGACACAUUCCUCCUAAUUGUUGAAAUCAAUCCAUAUAAAUUUGUUAUUCUGUCUUCAUUUACAGAAUGUGUGUAUGCACACAGGCCAUGUCCACACCAGUUAAUUUAAAAGUCUGCACCUGAAUAUGCUAUAAAUAUAAUUCCAAGAGGUUGAACAGCACUUCCAAGAGGAAGCACUUUAAGAGCACUUUCUUUCCAUCUUUGCUGACUUUACUUUGUAUAGGGUGCCAACAGAAGCCUGUUAACAGACAAUCCUUUUCUUUGUUGGCCAGGCCACAUAUGUUUAAUUUCAACACAGAACACCCAUAUUGCCAAGUAAAAUCACGUAUAGCAGCACCUCAUGUUAAGUUGACUCACGUCUUGGUGCUAUUGAGUGUCGUUCAGUCUCUUUAACAGAGAGUGGCAGCACGAGAUAAGAGGAAAUUACCAACAGAGUUCCCUAUACAAAAAACCACCAACAACAAAAAAAUGACGCCUGUACAUCUAAAAUGGAGGUCCGUCUAUAAAACUGGACCACACAGUGCAAUCUUUACUAUGGCUGUGCAUACUUACUUAUUUUUGUAAUAAGGGCUGCUCCAGUAGCUAUGCCUUCUUCAUAGAGCAGAUUGCUACCCCUGGGUUACACAAAUGACAUGAGUGUUGAAGCUCUGUGAAGCUAUGGAAAAAGAAUCUCUAUAUAUAUUCUUAUUUAGUCAUAAAAAAUGAAUGAUAGAUUUGUUGUUUAGGUUUAGAUAGUAGGCUAAAUCAGGGCAUUGAACAGAAAAACAUGUAAAAGUAUAGUACAGCCUCACAGUGAUUGCUGUGGCAGGCAUCAAAACUUAAAAGAAGAGACAUAUAGGUUUUAAAUAAAGCAGUACAUUUACCUGAACCGACAAAGGCUAUCAAAGAUGUGUCUUAAGUUAUCUUUGCACGAGUCAAUAUGGGUAGACAAUAUCAGCUUAACAAACAAGCAAGCACUUUAAAAUGUGUGCACUCACGGUGCCCUCUCCUCAAGAACAACAAAAAGAAAAAAGACAUGUAUUAAGAUAUAUUUAUAAUACAAUUUCAUUUGAUUUUAUGUUCUCAGUAUGUGUAUGUGCUGAUUUUAAAAACUCUGUUUUAUGUCAACAAAGUGGAACUGCCUUUAUUAUAUCAUGGACGUAUUAAAGGAGAAUUCCGGUGUGAUAUUGACCUAAAGUGUGUUGAAACAUGAUACCGAGUGUGAACGUAUGUCU